Messenger RNA from Panicum virgatum (switchgrass), 693 nucleotides. RefSeq lists its product as uncharacterized. Bases 204 to 449 code for a protein of 81 amino acids. NCBI's taxonomy places the organism in Eukaryota, Viridiplantae, Streptophyta, Magnoliopsida, Poales, Poaceae. The record is from RefSeq and is a predicted model, not a curated record. The transcript has a single exon.
CCGCUGGACUCGCAUCCAACCGAAGAAUAGGCAGAGGCCUACUACUUCAGCUUAUCAGACGCAGCGCGGAGCCUCCAGAUCGAGUGCUGCAGAUAGACUAGAGCUAGCUUGCUUCCUCUGUGACCCCGAUUCAUUCCCAAGGACGACUCGGUGGUGGUGCCACUGGUGCGGCGGCUUCAGACUCUCAGUUCAGAUCAUCAGCCAUGGCUCUGGACGCGAGGUCGUCCCUGCCAGCGGUGUCCUUCGGCCCCGUCCUGGACGCCAGCGGCGGCGCAGCGAGGGCGUGGUCCGGGAACGGCAGCGGCGGCGGCGCUCCGUCCGCGACGGCGGCCGCGUCCGUGGACGUGCCGGCGCUGUGGAGCGACGAGGGGCGGAUGAAGCGGGAGCUGGUGGCGUGGGCCAAGGCCGUGGCGUCCAUGGCCGUCAGGGAAUCGACGAUGCACGGCUAAAAUUUCCAAGGAAUUAAACAUUUUCGUGGCAGCGAGGUAGGAGCGGAUCAAUUUUCGCGACGAAGCAUCGUCGUCUGACGCGCGGCGGUGCCCCUGCUUCCCGAACGUGCUUGUUUGCUCGAUCGAUUCCCGAUCGGCUUGUACAUGACUUCUUUUUAAAAAGGAUGGAAGAGAAUUUUGGCCGCAGAUGUGUAAUAUAUCUUCAGGCCUUUGUUUUUAACGAGAUGAUUAAUUUGACUACAAA